AGUCUGGAGGGGAAGGAGGAAAAAACAACAUUGGAUACCUGACUGCGGUACGUACUUCUUUUAACCUGACUGAGUGGGAUACCUGCAGCAGACACAGACUGGGAAGGCAGAGAGACAUGGAGCGAAAGAUACGUAUCUCUCAAGGCCUUUCCUUCCUUGCGUUCUGGGCAUUCUUGCCCUGAUCCCGGUCAGAAGAGGAGGUACGUAGGUACAAGCAUGGUGAGGUCAGGCAAGGAAGGGAAGGAGCGAACUGCUACCAUGUGCAAGGUGCGAUGGAUGGGAGGAUGGAAGGAAGGAGGAAGGCCAGGUCUACUUGCCUUAUUUUCUCUCCUUCCGUGCGUGUAAUACCACAGUGAAUUGCUGCAUCUGAUGGUGGAGGGAAGGAGGGAGCCAUUGUCUAUCAACAACUCUAGUCAAGUCAGUCGAGAAUGGCAGGACCAAGGUUGGAAGGCGAGGAUGACAAAGAGCAGGAACGGAGGAGGGGACUUUUUGCUGGUUUGGUCAUUUUUUGCUGCACCUCAGUUGGGAGUCAUUGUUGCACACUUUUCCCUCACUCCCCAGCCAAGCCCCACGAUGCCGGUAGACACCUCAGAUACUCCAACUCUACCGUUCACCUACGGAUGCACACAAUCAAUCAUCAGGGCAUUUGCAAUUUUCUCCGGACAUCGCCUGCGGAUACGCUUUCGCUUCUCUUGCCUCUUGCUCUGCCCUCCGAGACGCACGGAAACUGCUGCACCAGGGCGCCUCUGUCGUUUCGUGGUAUUCUUUCUUUUCUGUCUUUGUCUCUCUUUCCUUACUCUCUCGGCACGGCCAACCCCCGUCUCUUUCAAAGUCACUUCCCAGGGCAAGAGAAGAAAAGAAGGGCUUAUGAGUCCGCCUUUCGGUUCUCUUUACCAUGGCCAACAAGCAUACCCAACUACAGCGACCCGCUCUACGCCAGAUGCAGCUUAACCUCUCAUCCUCUUGGUCUGUGUGCCGCCGUCGACUAAGCCCAAGGCCCCAGGCUCAUUGUGGAGGAGGAGAGUGGAGGAGUUCUCUCAAGCGCCUCCAUGCCUUUCUCUCUGCCUCUCUGCCUCCGCCUCUGCUGCUGGGUCGAUGGGUU
This is a messenger RNA of Colletotrichum phormii, 1102 nucleotides long. RefSeq lists its product as uncharacterized. The coding region runs from base 370 to 951 and encodes 193 amino acids. The transcript has a single exon. NCBI's taxonomy places the organism in Eukaryota, Fungi, Ascomycota, Sordariomycetes, Glomerellales, Glomerellaceae. The record is from RefSeq and is a predicted model, not a curated record.